AUGACUAAAUGUAACACCGACUGUUCUUCAUGUGGUCCAAAGGAGACUGCAACUUGCAAGUGUGCACCAGGUACCUGUACCUGUGCAGAUUGCCACAACUCAGCCCACCACAAAGAAUGCUCUUGCGGCGGCUCAGGCGACAACUGUGAAUGCACCCGCGCUGGCAAAGCGUGCACUUGCUAGAGUAACAUCUGGCAUAGAAAGCACAAACAGCAUUUUGUAAUUAUACUUUGUAUUCAUAGCUGUUGAAAUGUAAC
Messenger RNA from Wallemia mellicola CBS 633.66, 257 nucleotides. RefSeq lists its product as hypothetical. The record is from RefSeq and is a predicted model, not a curated record. Bases 1 to 183 code for a protein of 60 amino acids. The transcript is spliced from 4 exons. NCBI's taxonomy places the organism in Eukaryota, Fungi, Basidiomycota, Wallemiomycetes, Wallemiales, Wallemiaceae.